This is a messenger RNA of Cercopithifilaria johnstoni, 825 nucleotides long. NCBI's taxonomy places the organism in Eukaryota, Metazoa, Nematoda, Chromadorea, Rhabditida, Onchocercidae. The record is from the annotation of a GenBank genome assembly.
AUGGAGCUAAUCAGUGCAUACGAUUUAUACAAACUUGAACAAGCAGAUGAAUUGCUUACAACUGGCUUGCAGUCUUUAGAUGCGUUGUUUGGCGGUGGCAUAUUACCAGGUACCUUUCUCGAGAUUGUUGGCUUAUCAGCUAGUGGAAAAUCACAACUCUGUAUGCAGUUAGCAGUUAAUCUGCAGAAAAAUAAGACAAAAAAGGAUAGUGUAUAUGUGGAUACAGAAGGUGGAUUCCACACAGAACGUAUCUGUGAUAUUGCAACCAAAGUAUUAAGAGCAAUCAAGCCGUUGGAAUCAUUGAAACAUAUACGAGUUAGCCGUUGUCGUGAUCUGAUCGAAUUAACAAGCACCAUUCAUCAAUUAGAAUUGUUGGUACAACAGAAUUUGGAGAUUGGUCUUAUAAUUGUAGACAGUGUUGCAAUGCCUCUGCGUGGUGAAAAUGACUAUGCGUUACGAUCGAGACUAGAAAUUUCACGAAUUCUGUCAAAAUUGGCUGCUUCUUAUAGAUUGAUCGUAAAUUUUUGUAAUUCGAAGCUUCUCUACUACUGUAAUUUAUCACAAUUUUUAUUUCCGGUUGUUGCUGUAAAUCAUGUUACUUAUCGUUUUGAAAAUGAGAGAGAUGGUGAAGCGCAUCUUGCAUCUGCAUUGGGGAUUUCAUGGUCUCAUCGUCCAAAUACACGUUUGUGGUUAUGCCCACCGAAUGCUAAUUCCCGAAAUAAUUCAAUUUUCCUGACAAAAUCGCCAUCUGCUCCUAAUGGUUCAAUAUUAUUCAAAAUAACGGAAGGUGGAUUGGUGGAAAUUGAACAUGAUAUUGUGAUAUAG